AUGUGGGCUGCCACGAUUCCUUUACUGGGCAUCGGUGGAACUCGCUCAGGACGCACCAGAGGCUCGGUAGACAUUGUGCUUCACUCUUUAUUGGACGUUAACGAUGCUAUUGCGUUACAAGCCUUCGUUCUCCCUCGACUAACUUUUGAAAUACCGUCUUUCAACCUAGUUAACAUCCUCUGGACGCAUUUAGAGGAUCUGCCACUUGCAGAUCCUAAUUUUGGAAAACCAGGACCGAUUCACAUUAUCAUUGGUGCCGAUCAUUACGGUCAAAUUAUUAAGCCUGGUAUAAAAAAAGGGGAAGCGUCAUCACCUAUUGCUCAACUAACAUUAUUCGGUUGGGUUGUUUCCGGACCGGUUACCUCUGGAUUUUCGGAAUCAGAGAGAGGAAUUUAUCAUUGUCACAUUGACCAUGAUCUUCAGAAUCUGCUAACGUGUUUCUGGAAGCAAGAAGAGAUUCCAAAUAUAGUUAAGAAAUCUUUAAGUAGCGAGGAGGAAGAAUGUGAGGCGCAAUUUCGUUCCACUUUUUCACGAGAUUCUGACGGUCGAUACAUUGUACGACUCCCGCUAAGAUCUCCGAGAUCUUCAUUAGAAGACGUGAACACAACAGCACUUCGUUGUUUAUCACGGCUUCACAAACGGUCCGAAAGGGAACCUUCUUACUGUAAGCUCUAUACGGAGUUCUUACAUAAAUACGAGACAUUAGGUCAUAUGAUUCCAAUACCGGAAUCCGAAAUCAACGCCGCUCCUGUUUUCUAUUUACCCCAUCACGGGUAG
Trachymyrmex cornetzi is the source of this 777-nucleotide messenger RNA. RefSeq lists its product as uncharacterized. Bases 1 to 777 code for a protein of 258 amino acids. The record is from RefSeq and is a predicted model, not a curated record. The transcript is spliced from 2 exons. NCBI's taxonomy places the organism in Eukaryota, Metazoa, Arthropoda, Insecta, Hymenoptera, Formicidae.